AGUACAUGAAACACUUGUUUUUAUUACAUUAUCACAAGGGGAAUGAGAUGAGAGAGAGAUAGUGUUUGGCCAUACAUAUCAGUUAAGUCUGACCUCCUAGGAAGGCAAACCUCCCUUCCCCAACACUUUCCUUUCUUCAAUAAAACCUUACCCUUUCCCCCAUUAAUACUCUCUCUCUUUCUUCCUCUUUUCUUUUCAAUCCCUCUUUUCUUUUUUUUUUCUUCUUUCCCGUUUUUGUUUACAAUUGCCUUUUUAUUUUUCUUUUCAUGGAUGAUAGCAGCAACACUAAUGCUACUACUGCAAUGCCACAAAAAAACCAUAGUUAUGAUGAUCACAUCCAUCACCAUUUCCAUUCUAAUAUAUCUCAAAGACAUCAACAUAGCACCACCACCAUCCUUCCUUUGAACUCUAUCAUCAUAAUCAUCAUAUCCAUCAUCUCCCUUGUCUUGAUUCUCUCCAUCUUUCUAAUUAUAGUAAUGCUUCGUAGACUUAAAUCUGUCAAGAAACAUGGCAGUUGUAAAGAAAAUAGUGGCAUCCAUAAUACAAGCAGCAGGUUCAUUGCUCCUACUACCAUAGACUUAAACGCUAGUCCAGCAGAUGUGAAAGGGAACUGUUUAUAUGGAGGUAGUAUGCGUAAACCUGCAAGUGCAUACAGAGGGGUGCAAGUUUUUACUUACAAGGAGCUGGAAUUUGCCACUGAUAACUUCAGUGAAGCUAAUGUGAUUGGCAAUGGUGGGUCUAGUGUGGUGUACAAAGGAGUCCUUGCUGAUGGUACUGUGGCAGCCAUCAAGAGGCUUCACCGUGACAGAAAGCAAGGGGAGCGUGCUUUCAGGAUGGAGGUGGAUCUGCUAAGUCGCUUGAACUCUCCUUACUUAGUGGAGCUAUUAGGCUACUGUGCUGACCAACACCAUAGGCUUCUAAUAUUUGAAUUCAUGCCCAAUGGUACUCUGCAACAGCAUCUUCAUCAUCCCAGCAGUGAAUAUAGGCCAUUGGAUUGGGGAAGCCGGUUAAGGAUAGCCCUUGAUUGUGCUAGAGCCCUUGAGUUCCUCCAUGAACAUGCUACCCCUACUGUUAUCCACCGUGACUUUAAGUGCACCAAUGUAUUACUAGACCCACACCUCCGAGCCAAGGUGUCCGAUUUCGGAUUGGCCAAAAUGGGCUCAGACAAGACGAACGGUCAGAUUUCGACACGCGUUCCCCGGACCGCCGGAUAUCUAGCCCCCGAAUAUGCUUCAACUGGCAAACUUACCACGAAAUCAGAUGUCUACAGCUAUGGCGUGGUGCUUUUACAGCUUUUAACAGGCCGCGUGCCACUUGAUAUCAAGAGACCACCAGGAGAACAUGUCCUUGUUUCAUGGGCACUUCCAAGGCUAACUAACAGAGACAAAGUAGAUGAUAUGGUUGAUCCAGCUAUACAAGGACAGUAUUCGAAGAAGGAUCUAAUUCAGGUGGCUGCUAUUGCUGCAAUGUGUGUGCAACCAGAAGCCGAUUAUCGACCUCUAAUGGUGGAUGUCGUACAGUCACUGAUCCCUUUAGCUAAAAACUUCAAUUCCGUUAAUUCCCCGGGUUUCUUAAGAUUUCAUCGUCAAAGCUCCGGUCUGAAGUAUUAGUCAUGUCUUUGCAAAAUUGCUGAGCCAGACAACAGGUGAAGCAUGUAACUGUGAUUCAUAUUGCUGUAUGAUUUGUUGUAAGAGGAUUUAACAAAGGCAAUAUUAUUAAAUAA
This is a messenger RNA of Gossypium arboreum, 1723 nucleotides long. Its product is annotated as probable serine/threonine-protein kinase PBL7. Gene Ontology annotation, biological process: protein phosphorylation. The record is from RefSeq and is a predicted model, not a curated record. Bases 267 to 1610 code for a protein of 447 amino acids. Gene Ontology annotation, molecular function: protein kinase activity; ATP binding. NCBI's taxonomy places the organism in Eukaryota, Viridiplantae, Streptophyta, Magnoliopsida, Malvales, Malvaceae. The transcript is spliced from 6 exons.